Messenger RNA from Lasiosphaeria miniovina, 1212 nucleotides. Its product is annotated as bifunctional D12/D15 fatty acid desaturase. The transcript has 3 exons. The record is from RefSeq and is a predicted model, not a curated record. Gene Ontology annotation, molecular function: oxidoreductase activity. Bases 1 to 1212 code for a protein of 403 amino acids. Gene Ontology annotation, biological process: unsaturated fatty acid biosynthetic process. NCBI's taxonomy places the organism in Eukaryota, Fungi, Ascomycota, Sordariomycetes, Sordariales, Lasiosphaeriaceae.
AUGGCGACCACGACGGCGACACAGACCACCACAUUGAAAGGCCGCACGGCCGAGGCCAAGCUGGCCUUGCAGCCUUCGUCGGCCGAACAGCAGUACCCCGAUAUCCAGACUAUCAGGGACGCCAUUCCGGCGCACUGCUUCAAGGCCUCGACGGCGCGGUCGCUGGGCUAUCUCGUUCGCGAUGUCGCCAUGAUCGGUGUCAUCGGCUGGGCGGGUCUGACCUAUAUCCCGACCAUUGAGAACACGCUCUGGCGCACGGCGGCCUGGAUCAUCUACGGUUACGUGCAGGGCCUCGUUUGCACUGGACUCUGGAUCCUCGCCCACGAGUGCGGCCACGGCGGCUUCUCGGCGCACCAGCGCUUCAACGACGUGGUGGGCUGGGCGGCGCACUCGGCGCUGCUGGUACCCUACUUCAGCUGGAAGUUCUCUCACCACCGCCACCACCGCUUCACCGGUCAUAUGGAGAAGGACAUGGCCUUUGUGCCCCAGACCAAGGCCGACCGCUUCACCCCACGUCUGGCCAACCUGUAUAUGGACCCUGAGAUGUUCGAGGAUACCCCCAUUGUGCAGCUUGUUAAGCUCCUCUCCCAUCAGCUCGCGGGUUGGCAAAUGUACCUGCUGUUCAACGUCUCAGCCGGCCCUAAGAGCAUGCAGCGUGAGUCGGCUGGCUGGCUGCGCGUGAGCCACUUUGAGCCCACCAGCUCCGUCUUCCGCCCCAGCGAGGCUAUCUACAUUGCCCUGUCAGAUCUCGGCCUCGCCAUCACCGCGUACGGCUUGUACCUUGCGGUCCACAUCAUUGGAUGGCAGACACUGUUUCUCCUGUACGGAGUGCCCUACUUUUGGGUUCACCACUGGCUCGUUGCCAUUACCUACCUGCACCACACCCACCCCGACGUCCCUCAUUUCGACGCCGAGAACUGGACCUUUGUUAAGGGCGCUCUUGCUACCGUGGACCGCGAUUUUGGCUUUGUCGGCCGCCACCUGUUCCACGGCAUCAUUGAUACACACGUUGUCCACCAUCUCUUCCCGCGCAUUCCAUUUUAUCGCGCCGAGGAAGCCACUGAGGCCCUCAAGCCAUUGCUGGGAAGCCUCUACCACCGCGAAUCGGGCUCGUUCAUCGGUUCAUUGUGGUCGACGUUUGGCACCUGCAAGUAUGUUGAGGCGGAUCCGGCUGUGCCUGGAGAGCUCAAGUGGGCUACCAAGUCAACGUAG